Molecule: messenger RNA, 794 nt
Organism: Limulus polyphemus (Atlantic horseshoe crab)
Lineage: Eukaryota; Metazoa; Arthropoda; Merostomata; Xiphosura; Limulidae
Product: XK-related protein 6-like
Exons: 2
Biological process (GO): phosphatidylserine exposure on apoptotic cell surface; engulfment of apoptotic cell; apoptotic process involved in development
Cellular component (GO): plasma membrane
Source: RefSeq, a predicted model, not a curated record
AUCCCUGCUUCAUUUCCUACAGUUUGCCUGCAGGUGGCGUCAGUGACGUCGUCACUCUUUGAGCUGUCCUGGGCUUUAGCAUUCUACCAACGAGCUUUGCGCCGGUCAGUCCUAGACAAAAAGAACAUGACCCGAACUGGAACUGCUCUUCAAUUCCUGUGGCGUUUUUGUACCAUCGGAGCCCGUGUAUUCGCCCUGGCGCUUUUUGCAUCAGAGUACAAACUGUGGACGAUACCGGUGUGUGUGGGUCACUGGGGCGUUAUGACCGUUUGGAUAAUGCACCAACGUACUCACUUCUGUGAUAACGAGGCAGGAGAGAAACGUCAGUGUGAAGAGUACGUGUUCAACAUGGUCAUUGGUGCAAUUUACCUCUUUUGCUUCCUAAACGUGAAGGAUGGACCCACGCGCUACAAAGUCACUGCAUAUUAUACCAUCGCUGUUCUGGAGAAUUUCAUCUUGAUUGUACUAUGGUACGUACAGACAGACCCCAUUUUAUGGUAUCGCUUACCUGCCUUUCUUGGCAUUUUUGCAAGCUCGCUGAUGGGUGUCAGCAUCAUGGCAGUUUACUACUGCUUCUGUCAUCCCAAUGGAAAGCUGCCAGAUAAAGACCAUCAAGCACGUUGCUGUUAAUAUCAUAAACCUAAAGAAGACAGACAACCGUCUCACAACGGCAGUCUAUUACUGCUUCUGUCGCCCAAUGUAAACCAUCAAGCACGUUGCUGUUAAUAUCAUAAACCUAAAGAAGACAGACAACCGUCUCACAACGGCAGCUAUUACUGCUUCUGUCGCCACAA